CGGUGUACAGCUCAUUCCGCUUUACUCCCAUCACAACCAGUGCUGCGGCCAAACAUGUCUGAUUUCGAAGAGUUCGAGAAACAGCUGAGCGAAAAUAGGCAAGGUUACGCGUGGGCGAUAGCGAGUCACGUGACUAUAAAGGAGAGAGAGAAGGAGAGGCACAGGAAAAGAAGCCGGAGUGGUUCACCAAGUCGAGGUGAGAAACAUAACAGCCGAGAGAAACGCAAAAGUCGUGAUCGCCUGAGCAGCUCCGGAGAUCAUAAAAAACACAGUCAUUCUCCAAGGAGAACAAAAAAGAAAAAGGCAUAUAAAUACUGGGAUGUUCCAGCACCAGGAUUUGAACACAUUACACCACUGCAGUACAAAACAAUGCAAGCUGCUGGGCAAAUUCCCACCAUAGCCCUGCUGGCUUCAUCCAGUACAGCAGGAAUGGCUGUGACACCAGCACAGGUCCUGGCUGUUGGCAACCAACUGACCAGACAAGCACGGCGUCUUUAUGUAGGCAACAUACCGUUUGGAGUCACUGAGGAAUCAAUGGCAGAGUUUUUUAAUACUCAAAUGAGAUUUGUUGGACUUUCCCAAACACCCAACAACCCUGUGCUUGCAGUGCAGAUCAACCAGGAUAAGAACUUUGCCUUCCUUGAGUUUCGAUCCGUAGAGGAAACCACACAGGCCAUGGCGUUUGACGGAAUCAACUUUCAGGGCCAGGCACUGAAGAUCCGGCGACCUCAUGACUAUCGACCGUUGCCUGGUAUUUCUGAGCAGCCGGCUUUCCAUGUACCAGGAGUUGUAUCCACAGUUGUACCAGAUUCUCCUAAUAAACUCUUCAUUGGAGGUUUGCCCAACUAUCUUAAUGAUGAUCAGGUUAAGGAGCUUUUGACAUCGUUUGGACCACUCAAAGCCUUCAACCUUGUCAAAGACAGUGCUACAUCACUGUCCAAAGGCUAUGCUUUCUGUGAAUAUGUGGACAUUGGUGCCACUGACCAGGCAGUGGCAGGGCUGAAUGGAAUGCAGCUUGGUGAUAAAAAGCUCAUCGUGCAGCGUGCCAGCGUUGGGGCAAAGAAUGCAAAUCCAACUGUGAUCACAGAAAGUCCGGUAAGCCUGCAGGUGCCCGGGCUGCAGAGGCUGCAGAACUCGGCUGUGCCCACCGCAGUGCUUUGCCUCCUCAACAUGGUGCUGCCUGAAGAGCUGCUUGAUGAUGAUGAUUAUGAAGAGAUCUUGGAAGAUGUCAGGGAAGAGUGCUGUAAAUAUGGCAGCGUGCGCUCUAUUGAGAUUCCUCGACCUGUCCACGGAGUGGAAGUGCCAGGAUGUGGGAAGAUAUUUGUGGAGUACAGCUCUGCAGCAGACUGUCAGAAGGCCAUGCAGGCUCUGACUGGACGCAAGUUUGCAAAUCGUGUUGUAGUCACAAAGUACUACGAUCCAGACUUGUACCAUAGGCAUGAAUUCUGAAAGAUGGACAGAGGACAGAGGGGUGUUGACUAAUGUAUAGUUUCUUACAAACAUCCAGGAGCAGAAAGUGUAGUUUUUCUAAUGUUACACAGUUUUUUAUUACAACAAAGUUAAUGUGAGUAGACCAGCAUAUUCAUUUUUGAGUCAUAAUUUAGACAAAUAUAAACUCUCCCACAAAUAUUUGUACAGAUUUUAUUUAUAGACAUAUAUAUAUAUAUAUAUAUAUAUAUAUAUAUAUAUAUAUAUAUAUAUAUAUAUAUAUAUAUAUAUAUGUAUGUAUGUAUGUAUGUAUGUAUGUGAAUACAAAUAUAAAAAUGGGUGUGUAUAGUUUCAUCCUCAAGCUUAUUGUUAUCUCAGCCUGAAUUCAUCAAGCCUCUCAGACUCACUCUUAAAGGAGUGUUUUUUUUUUUUUCUUCAUGGCGUGCAAAUUUGACAUAACCCUGGCUGUCCCUCACUUCUCACAUUGCUAAACUAACAUGCUGUUGUAGAUUAGUCCUUUACAACAUCCAGAGAAUUUGUCCAAACUGCAGCUCUUUCCUGGCAGGUCUGCCUCUGAAAGAUGUUCGACCUUUGCACCUGAUCCAGAAUGUAGCCACAUACAACCUUCAUAGGUUCUUCCACCCCCACCCCCCACUGCUAUGUUCCCUUCCUUUCUAUAGCUGCAUUUCUCUGUUGCUGUUAGCUCAGAGUUCUGCCACAUUAGCGAAGAAUCAGUCAGUAAUUUUCGAUUUCUAACAACAAGAGGCUUGAUAAAUAAAGGUUCGAUUUAAUUUAGAUUAAAACUUGGUAUGAUUCAUUUGUAGUCAAAGUGAAAAUAUGACACUAAAAAUAUUUUUUUUUUUGACAAAAAAACAUUUGCUGCUGAUCUUAUGGUAAGGCAGAAAAGGUGUGUUUAUAUGUGUAUUAACGUGUAUAUUCCUGUAGUACAGGAUUUACAAGUGUACUUUGUGUUUGUGUGAGAAAGAUUAAUUGUAUAUGAUUCUAUUCGAUUUAUACUCUAUCUGUAUUUAUUCUGAAUAAUUUGCGCCGUGUUUGAAACAGAUUCCAGACUUUUAUAAUCUUAUCUUUAUAUAUAUAUAUAUAUAUAUAUAUAUAUAUAUAUAUAUAUAUAUAUAUAUAUAUAUAUAUAUAUAUAUGCAUUUUAGACAGGCUGUGAAUGUAUCAGUUUCUGGAUUUGGGUUGGUUGUGUGAAGACUUUUUUUUUUACAAAUAUUCUAGGGCUACCAGGAGCCUCAGCACUUUAUUAGCUUAAGUCACAUUCAUGCUUCAUUUACACCAAUAAGAUUACACAAAGUAAAAACCUACAAACUAUAAUCAUGUUAAUCAAGUGAACUCUGCAACUGCAAUAAAAAACUGUAUUCUGCAAUACUUCAGCCUUCGGAUUUAAUCAAGUGCAUCAGAUUUUAAGUACAGAGAGGGUUACUUUUUAUUUGCAC
Molecule: messenger RNA, 2885 nt
Organism: Silurus meridionalis
Lineage: Eukaryota; Metazoa; Chordata; Actinopteri; Siluriformes; Siluridae
Product: splicing factor U2AF 65 kDa subunit-like
Exons: 12
Coding region: 55-1449 (464 amino acids)
Biological process (GO): mRNA processing
Cellular component (GO): nucleus; U2AF complex; commitment complex
Molecular function (GO): pre-mRNA 3'-splice site binding; poly-pyrimidine tract binding
Source: RefSeq, a predicted model, not a curated record